CAAGGGAGACCCUAUAAAUAGGGGUUGCAGCGGUGGGGCCCCAUCGCCAGGGAGUGGGAGCAGGGGAGGGAGCUGGGCUGGCUGGACACCCCCCGUUGCAUCUUCCCUCUGCUCCGGGAGCUGGGGCUUGGCUGCAUGUUUCCCCCUGAGCUGUGCGAGGUGGGGGGGCUCCGUGGGCCCCAGGCCAUGGAGUUCUGGAGCAGCCCCGCAGCCUACGAGGAGGUGCAUGGGAGCGCAGCUCUGGCCGGCCCCCCGGAUCUGAUCGCUAACGAGCUGGAGGAAGUCCUCUGUUCCGAGCGGGUCGGCAGGAUCACAAAGACCUACCAUGAUCUUGACGCGGUGACCAACCUGCUGGAGGAGAAGGAACGGGACCUGGAGCUUGCAGCCCGGAUCGGGCAGUCCCUGCUGAAGCAGAACCGGAGCCUGACGGAGCGCAAUGAGCUCCUGGAGGAGCAGCUGGAGCUGGCCAAGGAGGAGAUUGCCCAGCUGCGGCACGAAGUCUCCAUGCGGGAUGACCUGCUCCAUCUCUACACCAACACCGUGGAGGACAGCGAGCCGGCCACGGCCACUGCGACGCCGCUGCGACGGAACGAGUCCUCGCUGUCCCUGCAGCAGUGCGUCCAGUACGACACCCUGCAGCAGAAACUCAGGGGCCUGGAGGAGGAGAACCAGAAGCUGCGCUUGGAGGCCACCAGCAUCGCCUCGGAAACCUGCCAGUACGAGGACCAGGAGCAGCAGCUGAUGCUGGACUGCGUGGAACAGUUCUCUGAAGCCAGCCGGCAGGUGGUUUCUCUCUCCGAGGAGCUGGCCCGCAAGACCGAGGACACGGCCCGGCAGCAGGAGGAGAUCAGCCAGCUCCUGGCCCAGAUCGUGGACCUGCAGCAGAAGUGCCGCACGUACGGCGCAGAGGUGGAGGAGCUGCAGCAGCAUCUGGCCGCGACGAAGGAGGCUCAGCAGAAGCUGCGCACUGAGCUGCAGGACCUGCAGGAGAAAUACGCCGAGUGCGAGGGCAUGCUGCAUGAGGCCCAGGAGGAGACCAAAACCCUGCGCACCCGGAACCUCCCCAACAGCACCCUCAGCCGGUACAGCCUGCUGCCCUUGGACUCGCUGGCCGCGGAGAUCAAAGGGAUCAUGAGGAAAGGAGCUGACAGCUCACCCUCCUCGGAGUACAAGAGCUAUAAGCGGGUCUUCGAGACGGUGAAGGUCGUGAACCAGGCGGUCAAAGCCAAGUCGCGUGCGGAGUCACCCCAGAACCUGCCCGGCUCCAAGCCGUCCUCGGCCCUCCCCUCGGCAGGGUGCAGCCGGGUCAGCACGCCCCGCACCAGCUACUACGGGUCAGACAGCGCCAGCCUGGCACUGGAGAACCUGGAGAGCGCCCUAGGCGAGGAGAAGCUGCGAGGCACUCCGGGCACCCCGGGCAGGCACGACCUGGAGGCCGCGCUGCAGCGUCUGUCCGCCCGCCAGGAGAGCCAUGCCUCGGAGCGCUCCUUCUUCGAGACGGAGCGCGAGCAGAAGCUGAACCAACUGGCCAGGGACGUGGAGAGCUCCAGCGGGUUCCUCACGCCCAACGACAGCAACCUGUCCACCGGCACCAACUACUCUGGCAGCUCGGAGCACACCGGGGCCUCCGGCUUCUCCCUCGGCUCCCUCUCCUACCUGCCGGAUAAGCUGCAGAUCGUCAAGCCCCUGGAAGGCUCGGUGACUCUCCACCACUGGCAGCAGCUGGCGAAGCCCAACCUGGGUGGGAUCCUGGACCCCCGGCCUGGUGUGCUCACCAAAGACUUCCGGCAGCUGGACGUGGACCUGGAGGAGGUCUACAACCUGAAUGACCUUGAGGAGGAUGACGUGGACCUGAGCAUGUUCCCGGCACUCGCUGCGUCCACGCCUUCCAAAGCCAACGGCUGCUCCAGUGUGUUCCGCUCCUCCAUUAACAACCUCCCCCAGACUCCAUCCACCUUCACCAUCACCACCUGCCGCAUCCUGCACCCCAGCAAGGAGAUCACCACGGUGACGCCCAGUCUUUAUAAUACAGUCGUGCCCUCUUGUGGACCCUUUGAGAGGCUGAGUGCCGCCGGCUCCGUGCCCCAGGCUCCGGACCCUGGCCCCAGGGCGCUGGCUGCGCCUCUCAGGCUCGUCACACUGCUGCUGGAGCACGGCAUCUCCGCCUCGGUGCGAGCGAGCAACGCCCUGGCUGCGCUCCGGGCGCCGGAGCCCCCCUCCUGGCUUUCCCCCUUGAGGGAGCAGUGGGACAGCCUGGGGGGAAGGUCUCCGGGCAGCUCAGGCUUGGCUCAGCCUUUCCCAAGGGCCCCCGGGCUGGAGGACAGCAGGGCCCCUGGGCCUAGCGGAUCCCAGAACAAGAGCAACAUCUUCAGCUGGAACCUGGUGGAGAAGCUGAAGAGACUCAGGCUGGACAACGUGGUGGCCAGAGGAGAGGCCUCCUUCCGGGGCGCAGAGGAGGCCAGGCAGCCCGCUGGGACACCGGCCGCCACCACCACGCGGCCGUGAGCUGGUUCUUGGGACUCUGCUGCUAAGGGGAGCCCGUGAGCCUCCUGGUUGGGACAUGACCCCUGCAGAGCAACAUGGGCCUCCCCAGAGCCCUUUCCAGCCAGGAGCCAGCUGUGGGGGGAGAUGAUCCGUCCAGGUCUUGGCUGCUGGCAGGAGCUGGGCUCUGUGGAGGGAUCUGCUCUGUUGUCUCUUAACUUAUUUCCAGGCACUGUUAGUAGGUCCCCUGGGUGGGGGCCCCCCACAGGUGAUGGGGGUGGGGUGACCAUUUUCUGAGUGGCAGUGACAACCAGUGCAUCAGCAGCUGCUGUUUAAUAGGCACCUUGGCUCUCUGCCACUGACCUGGGCGUAGGGGAUGUGUCCCCAGGAGGGCUCAGGCUGCCCCAUGGCAAGCCCCCCUCCCCCAGGUGCAGCAGGUCUCCCGUGUGCCCCGUGCCAAGGGGGUGAGGCCGGGGACACUCUGCUGAGCUGGAACUCAGCUUUGGGCUGGGAGGUUGGCUCUGGUCUCUUCAGAGCAGGUGCUUGGACUGGGCCCUUCCCCCCCAGCAUUAGCAUGGCUGGGGGGCUGCGGGGCAGCUUGUGUUGCCUGUCACAUCUUGCAAUGAUCCACUGUCCUGUCCUUUUCCACCCCCCCAGGAUGGCAGCAUCUCUACCUCCGCUGCUCCGGGGGGGUUGUGUCAGGAUCACAAAACUAGGCCUGGAAGCUCGGGGGCCGAGGGGCAGCGGCUCUGGGGAGGGAAGUUGGCACAACUCCUGCUCCUAGGGGCUCUAGCCGCCUGCCCAAGCCCUGAACGUGCCUUCAGCCGCAGUGGGCGGGCACAGCGGGGGGUGGGGGUGUCUGCCCCUGGAACCGUGGGCAGGGAAGGGGCUCAGGUCUAUGGUUUACAUGUAGGUGGUGCGGGUGGCUCCCACCGCUGCCUGGUCUCCCCCCUACACCCACACUCGCUCUUAGCCGAGCGCAGCGGUGGGGAAGGCCAGGUCCCGCGGCUGUAGCUGUCAAUGGGGUGAAGGGGGGCUUAGGAUCUCGAUGAGGAACAGGCAAUAUUGUUCCAGCCAGGGAGGGGGCAGUGACUCUUAUGGCCAGGCCCUGCUCUCCCCACAGCCUGAAGGCCAGGCCCCGGGGGGAGAGGAAAUCUGCUCUCCUGGAGGGGCCGGGGUCAAUGCAGGAUGUCCUGGGCUGUCCUGUGGGCCCUGCUGUACUGUUAAUAUUGUACAAUAGCAAAUGCCCAGCCCUGCCGAAGCAAUUCUGGCCCGAGUCCCUGGAACCGGGCUGCACUCGACCCCCUGGGCCGGCAGGGCUGGGCUGUGUGUGAUUUUCUGUCACCGGCGGGGCGCGGCCCCGGGCCGACCUGUCUUUUUAAAACACUGAGAUUUUUCAACAGCUGUUUUGUCUAGUAUCAAUAAACUAAGCUAGGGAGUGAAGGCCCCGCCCCUUCCCGGCAGGGGGCGGGGCCUGCGUGCUGCUGGGGGUGUGGCUCUAGGGCUGUUCCAUGCACAGCUGCUGCUCCCCACGUCCUGCUGUUUUCGAUAAGUCUCUGCACUAGCUGGAGUUUGUGCCCCCCCCCCCCCCGACUCCCCAGCUGUGUCUUUCUGGUGAAAUAAACGUGACGUAAUCAGAA
Molecule: messenger RNA, 4121 nt
Organism: Chelonia mydas (Green sea turtle)
Lineage: Eukaryota; Metazoa; Chordata; Testudines; Cheloniidae
Gene: HAP1
Product: huntingtin associated protein 1
Exons: 15
Coding region: 136-2505 (789 amino acids)
Biological process (GO): neurogenesis; anterograde axonal transport of mitochondrion; neurotrophin TRK receptor signaling pathway
Cellular component (GO): dendrite
Molecular function (GO): signaling receptor binding
Source: RefSeq, a predicted model, not a curated record